AUGGGUGAAUCCAGCAGCUCGAGUAAUGAUCGUGAGGUGGAGAUAUGGAAAUUAAAAAGACUUAUUAAAAGCCUGGAGAGUGCAAGAGGGAAUGGAACAUCGAUGAUAUCUUUAAUCAUUCCGCCCAAAUAUCAGAUUGGGAGGAUGAAUAAGAUGCUUACUGAUGAAUUUGGAACGGCUUCCAAUAUUAAAUCAAGAGUCAACCGGCUUUCUGUUCUUGGUGCGAUAUCGUCAGUGCAGCAGCGCUUAAGGCUAUAUUCUAAAGUGCCACCUAACGGAUUGGUAAUUUACUGUGGGACUGCCCUCGCCGAUCAUGGUAAAAAUAAGAAAGUCAGUGUUGAUUUCGAGCCUUUCAAACCUAUCAAAACUUCUCUCUAUUUAUGCGAUAAUAAAUUCCACACGGAAGCUUUAAUGACAUUAUUAGUGUCCAACGAAAAAGUUGGAUUUAUUGUAAUCGAUGGGAAUGGUGUUCUUUUUGGUUCGUUGGAGGGAAAUGUACGCGAAGUACUUUACAAAUACUCUGUAGACUUACCGAAAAAACAUGGCCGUGGUGGCCAGUCUGCACUGAGGUUCUCGCGACAGCGCAUGGAGAAGCGUCAUAACUACAUUCGUAAAGUUGCCGAAACUGCUGGAGAGAUUUUUAUUUUGCAUGAUAAACCGAAUAUUAUAUCUAUGAUUAUAGCUGGAUCGGGUGAAUUAAAGCAUUGCUUAUAUCAGUCGGACAUGCUAGAUGGACGUCUUCGUGAUAAGGUCAUCAAGGUGGUAGACAUAUCGUAUGGCGCUGAAAAAGGUUUUAACCAGGCUAUCGAGCAGGCGGCCGAAGUGCUACAAGAUGUGAAGUUUGUACAAGAGAAAAAACUUCUUAACAAGUACUUCGAGGAGGUCUCGCAAGAUACUGGUAAGUACUGUUUUGGUGUACAAGACACAUUACACCUUUUAGAACAAGGUGUAAUAGAAACACUUAUCUGUUGGGAGAACCUAGAUAUUCAAAGAUACGUAAUGAAGUCUCUUACCACCGACGAGGAAAUAAUAAUGCACGUGACCGCUGAGCAGGGAGCGGACAAGGACUAUCUGAAAGAGAAAGCUAAUGGAGUAGAACUUGAUCAAGUGGACAGGGAGGCACUUCUAGAUUGGUUAGCAAAUAAUUACAAGAAUUACGGUGCUAAAUUGACGAUAGUAACGGAGAAGACCAAUGAAGGCAACCAAUUUGUGCAUGGUUUUGGCGGCAUCGGAGGUCUUUUGCGUUACAAAGUAGACUUUCAAUCUGUACAACUGGAUGGGGAAGAAGUAGAUAUUGAGUAUGAUGUCUCAGAAUAUUAA
Molecule: messenger RNA, 1320 nt
Organism: Arctia plantaginis
Lineage: Eukaryota; Metazoa; Arthropoda; Insecta; Lepidoptera; Erebidae
Source: the annotation of a GenBank genome assembly